Molecule: messenger RNA, 33203 nt
Organism: Porites evermanni
Lineage: Eukaryota; Metazoa; Cnidaria; Anthozoa; Scleractinia; Poritidae
Source: the annotation of a GenBank genome assembly
AAAACCCACGUUUUUGCUUCCGGAGCAUUACGCAUCGAUUCCUCCAUCUUUGUCACACUACGUGUGAGGCUGAUAAACUGGCACGUUUGCUCAUUUAAAAACGCGUGUAUGGUGGAUGAAUUUUGGGUGGAAAUCUGAACCCCUAUCCUUUUAGAUGAUAUGACCAUAACAAUCGCUUUUUGACCGUUUUGGCUGGAGGUUACGAGAUAAAGUUCAACUGACGUUUGCGAGAACGACAGUCUGCUGCAGUCAGUGACCGACAUGACGCCAGAGUUUUGAGGGUCGACGUGAUAUUUGAUGAGAUUGGAAAUGCCCGUUGAUUCAUUCGAUUGUACAAACAGUGAAUACUUCUGUGAAUUAUGCAGCCUGGAUUUUACAACCCAAAAUGUGAGUGCAUUUGUAUAGCCUUACAAAGCUGUAUUAUGCGUUUGUUUGACAGUUAGGUUGUAAAUUAUGCGUUGUUCCUUUGCUUUUUCAUUAUCACCUGGUAUCAACCCUAAAUUAUAAGCUCAUACAGUUAAUUUUCCAAGUAAAAUUUCUAUUUAUCUGUGUUUUUUUUGUAAAGUGUCCGUUACGUGUAUAACAUCGUUCAAUUUAAGUAAAUCAUUUCGAUACAUUUCUUCUUUUACAUGUAGCUUGUCUCUAUACAGUGUAACAGUUACAAAGUGUUUUGUUGAUAAUUAACAUAUGAGUCUUUUCCACAGUCUGUAGUGCUAAUUUAGAAUGAAUGACGUAUUGAAUCUCAUAUGCUUGUGGUACAAGAUAGUUUUGAUAAAGGUCUUUUUUUUAGCUGUAUUGAGAAUGAUUGAAGAAUUUGAAAGAAUAUUUGACAUAUGUGACAGCCCAGGAUUAGUACAGAUGCUUCGAAUUACAGUCAAACCUCUAUUAAGAGUUUUGCUGGGAAUCGGCUAAGAUUUCAAAACUGAUCUUCAGAAAUAAUCGGAUUGACCCACCCAAUCGAUUAUCAACUGUACAUGUAAUUGGUGAACUCUCUUUACAAGAAUUCCAUCAUGGAUGUCUGCUGUAUGGUGUUUACGGACACAAACAAGAAUGUACAAAAUGUAUCAGCAAAGGGAUAUCAGUGGAUUUUUCAAAUAUUUUCAGCACUGUGAAUUUUCUUUUUUUUGUCUACACAUGGUUUGGUGGCAAUAGGAGUAACUGACCUAAGAGAAAAGUGGGAUCACCAUGCUUGGUUUUGAAUCAAGGUCAAAACUGUGCUCUUUGAAAGAAAAAAUUGAAGGGAUCUCAGUGCUCUGAACCUGUCAAAUCCAUGGUGCCCAGCAUACGAUUUCCAUGAGAAGACUAAGAUUUUUGAGGCACCACGGUUCACUGGGCACUGCUAGAGCACAGCCUUGACUGUAAAUUAAUUUUUGUAUUCAGGCAGUAAAAAUUUGCUACAAGAACAUUUUUGCAGAUUAUCAGUUUACAAUGUUAGGUGUAAAAAUAUUCCUUUAAAGAAAUCACUUUUCAAGAUUCCUGCAUCUGUUUUUGAAUUAAUAAGUUGGUUGGCAUAAUCAUGUUAAAAGGAAUGAUAAUUAUGCCAUGUGAAUUUUUUCAACCAUUAUGUUGUGAGUGAUUAGUAAGCCUGUGUACACACGCAAAUUACAUGUGCUAGUUACUUUGUCUUGUGAUAGUAAGGGCACAUGGUUUGCUCUCUUUCAUAGUCAUCGGAUGAAAGGGUCAAGGUAUUAAGACGAAUUGAAAACUUCUAACUAUCCUCCUUUGAGGUCAUUUGAGCACUACAAAAUAUUUCAUAUGAUUUUGUGGUGAUUUCGACCCACUACACCCAAGGUUCUCAAUAAGAGCCGGCGGCAUUUCGGCCACUUCACAUGAACUUGCCGCCUACUUUUCUUUGGAAAUUACCCCUAAGUAAGCCAACAUUUAAUGAUAUCCGUGUUCUGUUCAAACACUCUAAUUUUUAAUCCAGAAUGCUGGAAGCCCAAGUUUCCAAAUUUUUUCCUGAGGGCAUGCCCCUGGAGCCCCCUAGUAACUUCGGCUUUUGGCGCUAGCAAUUCGCACCAGGUGCAAGUUUUUUCCUUUCCCACCCACUCCAAAGCUUUUGCCACCUCAACGUGCAAAGAAAGUAGUGUCCGAUAGCCCGGGGCUAGUGGAUUUUGCUAUCGGGCUAGUGAAUUCUGUUUUUAACUUGCCCGACGGACAAGUGAUCUUCUUUUAGGAAUUCGAAUGACAGAAAAACUGUGAGAUCACUUCUGCUUCAAAAAGCUUUUGGGGCUAGUUGAAAUGACGCUUGGGCUAGUAAAUGUUAGCUUUAGCUUGCCCGAAUGGCAAGCUGUAAAAAUGAUUUUCUUUGCACCCUGCACCUACUUAAAACCUUAUUGAAAACCCUGUACACCAGAACAGCAGAACCAACCUGUUUCAAGUUUUGUGUUUAUAUUGAAAAUAAGGCCUUGCUAGAGAACCAUUAAACACAUGAUGACCCUUUGUUUCUCCACAUUCACUGUUUGGACAAGUUAAAUAAAGGAGUUUUCCAUGUUGAGACUUGAAACAUGCCAAAGAGCUGGAGUAGACAUCUACAUUUCUUGCUUCUCACACUGUUGGAGUGAUUUCUAUGAAAUAUUGUUGAUCUCAGCAAGUCUUUGGCACAGUCAUCUGUAACUUUGACUGACAUUAGCACACUGUCCUGAUUUAUUACCACCUUAAAAUUUCCCUUACAGUGUAUUUGUAUUUCAGAAUCACCUUGUCUCUAAAAUCUCUUAAAAAGUUCAAAAACGGCAUUAUCUCUCAAUUCCAUGGUAGCUGACACCAUCUCGGCAAAAUGAUGCGCAUAAGAGUUGGGCACUGCAAAACAGAGGAAUGACCUUACCUUUGUUCAGUGUUUUUUGUUUGUUUGUUUGUUUGUUAUUUUAUAUGCCGGUGGCAUUAUCAAGUUUCCCAUUUUAUCUCAAGUUGGAGUUUGAAGCUCGUCUCACUACCUGUAAAAUUUGUGAUAUUCAAGUUUUUCUACCCACGUACUAUUAAAGUUUGAUACCGACAGUGUAAUAGCCAAGUUUGAUACUUGGAAGUCGGUAACAAAAGCACACUUUGACAUCAUUCAAUGAACUUACAACCAGUGGACACUGAUGUAUAAUUUGAUGGCUUAAACUCUCUGUGAAAGGAAUAUGCAUCUACAUUUUACUAGAGAUCAUAGUGAGUACAGAUUAAAGUGAACACUGUUCAUGUUAGCCUGUUUUUAGUGAGGGGAUGGGGUGGCUUUAGACAGGCCAUUACAUGUAUGACUGUGUACCAUAAACAUAGAAUAAUAAUUGUUUCUGGAUAAUUUUCAUUGCAGGAAUUGGAAGAGCAUACAUGGUCUAUGCUUCACAAUACAAAUUUGAACAGAAAGCAAGGAAGGUGUGAAAAAGAUUUAUGUACUGUUGCUGUAAAAGUACAACUUUAAGUUAUUCUUUGAACAGCACUGUUUCUUUUGACUACAGUGUAACACAUUUGGGCAGGAAGAGGUUUCGUGGAGAAAUAAAUAGAGAAAUGGGCUUAAUUUAUCAAAAAAGUGUUGUAGCAAAGUAAGAUGAAGAAUCAGUAUGGUACAGUUAUUUCUAGAUUACAUGUAUGUGAAGAUAAUGACUGUAUGAUAUGGAGAUUAGAGAAUUAUGAUCAGUGCACAUGAAGUGUCAAUCAUUUGAGAGCAAUAAUAUUAUUUUAGUGGUCUUUCGAUUUUAUUCUAGGCUGAUUGCAAAAGCUAGUAAAUGUAGCAGUUGACAGGAAAGGGAGUUAAUAACUUCCUUCUUUUAAAAGCAGGUGUUGGGAAAAGGGUGGGGGGAGCUUGAUAGAAUGUAGUACAUAUUCCAUGCAUACAUGUGGUUAACUGCCUAAGUAAAUGCACUAAUAUAAAGGGGCAGAGCGAAGUGUCUGCUUUAUGUGAAAAAUUGUGCACCUCUCACAGCUAAAAAAACUUAAAUGCCAGCUUGUCCUUUGGGCACGCAGCUCUCACAUUAUGCCUAGCCAGGGCCACUUCUUGUUCGUUUUGUUAGAGGAUGACUUGCCUGUUGCCGAUUGGGUAAGAAGCUUUAAGACAGAAUUCAGUAAGAAACUGAAUAAUUUAAAUUUUCAGCGGACAAAAGCCUCAUACCAGAAUAUUUGAAGCCCUGGCUAUCACAUUGUUUUUUACACUUUUCAAGAGCUAUCUGUAAUAACACUAUGAAAGACAAUUUCUUACGGCAGCCCAAGAAAAUAAAUUUCAAAUUUCAAAUUUCAAAGGAGUUGAGAAAACACAGGUAAAAUCAUCAUGUGUAAGAUUUCUUUUGUGAAAUUUCAGGCUUUUGAAGUUUGUUUUCUUGGGCUCGAAGAAGAGCCUUUUCUUCAAAGUUAUUUCAUAGAGUGUAUUACUUUUACAGCCCUUGAAAUAUGUGAAACCGAAUGCAAUAUGCUUGAAAUUAUUAUUCUGGUACAAGGUUUUUCUCCCCGGAAUAGACAAUCCCCACCUCUGGGACCAAAAGUACUGUUUUUAAUAGAGAGGUGUGAGUAUUAUAGGGUCUUCUGUAGGAGAGGUUCAUCGGUACAUGUGAGUCAGUGCCAAACAAAAUUCAUCAGAUUAGUAGUGUAGAAGAUUCUGGGGAACUACCCAAAAACCCUUCCCCUAAGCCAGCGUUUUGCCCUAACUAAGAGGUGUCAGUGGGUAUUGACCCAUUAUCUUGUAAUGAUCCAAUUCAUCACUUACUAGACAUUGAUUUUUUAACUGUUUUACUCCCAAGAUCUUGUUAGAAAUUCUCCUUCUGGCUUUGAUUCAUUACCUUGAAGUUUAGUUAAGCAGGGUGCAAAGAAAAUCAGUUUUACAGCUUGCCAUUCGGGCAAGCUGAUGCUAACAUUUACUAGCCCAGAGGUCAUUUCAACUAGCCGCAAAAGCUUUUUGAAGAGCAGAAUUGAUCUCACAGUUCUUCUGUUAUUCGAAUUCCUCAAAAAAAAUCACUUGCCUGUCGGGCAAGUUAAAAACAGAAUUCACUAGCCCGAUAGCAAAAUCCACUAGCCACGGGCUAUCAGACACUACUUUCUUUGCACGCUGAGUUAAGACAAUUUUUGGGUUACCUGGUAUAUGAAAUUAUGAUAUAAUGUGCACUUUGAUUGGUUAAAAAAAAGUGUGAUUUAUGAGAGUAUAAAACAUGGACCUAAAGCUGUCAUGCCAUCUUCUAAUCGUUUGUUUUGAAAAUUAGAAAGUAAUGAAUGGGGAAUUUAAUGGAUUAUUUUUCAUAGAACCAGUAAAGAAUCCAGGUUCACUGUGCUCUGUUCUGUUGUAAACACUUACAUUGUAGGAAGUGGUUAGAGCACCCACGAAGAAGGGAGAAACCAGGGAGAAUAUCUGUGUUUCCCCUAACACUUUUUUAUGCUCUAGCCGCUUCCUCGACGCUUUACAACAGAACGGAGCACAGUGAAGGAUUCUUAUUUGUUAAAUAACAUUUUUCCAGCUGAUACAUUUACCUAUUGUCAUCACCUGUUUGCCAGACAAUGUUGGAGAUGUUACAUUCCAGUCACUUCUGGGCAUUUAAGAGUUAACCUUGCUAAUUGCAGACAAAAAAGUGGAAGAAUAAGGUUAUCAAUAAUAGUUAACCUUUGUAGUCCCAGUGUCAGUUGUCAAAUGAAGUCAGCCUAACAAAAAAACCUCACCAACAUGAUGUAGGCAACCUUUUUAGGUUAGCCAACAUGUCAGGCAAAUGCAAAGACCUUUUCCUUGAUUUAGCAAACCACCCAAGGCAUAUUAAAUUAACAGAUUCUUAUGUGCAAAGGAGCAUUUCUCUGACUUCACUUACCUUUUUUUUACAUUUUAGAGAUUGUGUUCACCGCUGCAGCUUGUGUAGGCAGGAAUUUGUUGGAUUAUUAGAAUUCACUGGUCAUUUGCAUGGUGACAGCCAUCAAGAGAAGCUUCACAACUGGCGAAGGGAUCAGCAGCGGGAGUGGAGUCCAGAAAAGCAGCAGCUAGAUAGCCCGGGUCAAAGACAGGGAAACAGGCCAAUUGCUGACUGGAGUACAGACGAUUUUUCUGAUUUUGUAGAGUAUUUUAGUGACCACGGUGGGGAGGCACAUAUGAACAACAACAAGCACAGGGGUAGGGGUAGGGGUCCACCCAUUCCCAGGCUGAUGGAUGGUGCGCCUCAGCCUGACUACCGCUACCAUGAUAGGAGAAGGGACAGAAGAGAGCACUAUCAAGAAGGGGGAUAUCCACCAUGGAAUGAUGGUGGCAGAGACCAGAUGAGAGAAUUUAGAGACAGUCCACCGCCACAGGGUCCUGAAUAUCCAGGAAUGGAUUACCCGGAUCAGGAGUAUGACAGAUAUCAUUGGAGAAGGAACACUGAUGAACGAUAUAAUGACAGGUAUUAUGACCACUCCGGGUACAUGUAUCCCGACGAUGGAUGGAGACCCCCUCAUGACACAAAUCAACAGUUUAGAUCGAGACGUGAUAGUCAACCUCGUCGCUAUGGCGACGGAGAUUUAAGGCGUAACAGCAACUCGCCACACAAUAGUUCAAGGCAAAAGCUAAGUUCUGUUGUCUCUUCUAAAAAACAGAGUGAUAAAAGUCCUAGCUCUAGAAACAAAGACACUGAAGGAUCAGCUGAGAGCAGGAAGAAACAGUCACCGCGUGAUAAGGAAGCCCUGGGUAAAAGCUCCCCAGGUGCAACAAGUAGAAAAGCGUCAAAGGAUAGGACAUCGUCUCCGAAGGCGAAUUCUUCCUCAGGGAGUCCAAGUGGAAAAAAUACAAGGAAAGGAACUCCUCGGAAGCUAGCGAGACCUGUGGAAGAAAAUGUCGAGAAAGACAAUGAUCGUAAGAGUAAAAGCCCCACAACGGAAGAAGACUCUGAGGCAGUUACGAGAAAAGUGCAAGUUGAUCGUAAUAAUAAAAUGGAGAUCACAGUUAUGGCAAAAGAAAAAGUUGUGGCGGAACAUCCAAAAGAGCCUACACUUUCGUCUGUUGUCAAAGCAACGAAGGAUUUGCCAACUGAGGAAUCAAGUAAAUCAAAAAGUAAAGAGAAUACAGCGAUUAACCCAUCGUUAUCAUCACGUGCAAAUGCCCAAGGAGGGGACUCCUCAUCAGCCAGAAAUGAUGUCUAUUCUUCAGCUACCAUCAAGGAUUCCUCCGUAACAAUUAAAGAGGAAAUUCUUUCCUCAAGCAAAGAAGAUAAAACAAACUGUCAUACAACGGAUAAAAGAGACUCUUUAUCGACACUCAACCCGUCGCUAUCAUCUAAAGGAAGUUCUCCUCCGAACCUUGACAGAAGACAAGUAUCUGUAAUAGGAAAAGAUAAAGUUGAAACUGUCACGGACAAAAAUCAAUCAGCAACCUCGUUGCUCGAAAAAUUUCCAAAAGAAAAACCUGCCCCUUUUCUGGGUAAAAAGAACAAUCCUUCUGAUCAAUCAACUGAGAAAGCCAAUAGUGAAGAAAACAAAGACACACAAAGUCGUGAACUUGGAGCGGAUUCUCCAUCAUCAUUUACAAUGAGGAGUGAAUCAGCAUUAAAUUCCAAAAGUUCAAACGGGCCAUCAUUCACGAUAGAAAAAUUGUCAACUGUAUCUUCGACCAGAGAAAAACAAAGUUCUCUUGGUUUUGCUCAAAAUUCAAGUUCCUUGAUGUCAGGGAGUGAAAGAAAUAAAACAUUCGGUGUCAAUGUUUCAAGUCAAAGCGAUCAGAAAGGUGAUAUUUCAGCAUCCUCUGCAAGCACAAUCUCAACCAUAAGUUCGCUACCUUGGGAGAAACGGGAGGAAAAACUCAGGUCUUUACUCGGAAUAAAGAAAGAGCCAAAGGAUACGGAGGUAACUGGAAGGAUUUUAAUUCCUUAGGGAGGUCUGCCUACUAUGCAAUAACGUAGGCAAACUGGUUUUCCAGUGGAACUAUUGUUGUCGUCGUUGUUUUGUUUGUUUGUUUGUUUGUUUAUGCCUUUUCCUAACAUUUUGGCCUUUUUGUCUUCGCCUGGCCCUUUUAGCUCUGCAUGUGACUUUUCACCUUUGUCCCUUGGUUUGUACCCUCUACGCUACGUUUUACCUAUUUCGUUAUAAAAUGUAUUUUCUCAUUCUGAGUAAUGACUUAGUAACAGAAAACAAAGAUUACGUAUUUUCUCGAUGCUGCACAGCAAAAUGUACGGUACCAUAAAACUGUAAAUUUGGGUAAUGUACGUGCGGUUGUCAUCCUCAGAGAUCCUGGCGCAGAACGGAGGGAAGAAUUGUCCCGCCCUGACAAGCUGCCCCCGGGUCUCCGAGGAUCGGUACUAAUAAAUAAACCUGCGUAUUGCGUGAAAAAGUCCUGGUUCUUGCGUGGAAAUCAACUCCUUACUCUACACAUACACUGUACUGUAAUGUUUUCUCCUUUCAGAACCAAGAAGACUCCAUCUCACGUUCAUUGGCCAAACCUAACACAGUGACAACAGAGAGCGAGAAGAUAGCUUCUGUUCCCAGCCAAAGCCUGUCGUCACCAAAGUCAUCCUUUGGCAGUGGGUCUGUUAAAGGAUCUUCCUCGCGACACAUUCCAGGGUUUUCCCAGUUGUCAUUGUCACGUCCGCAGUGUAGUUUUGUUCAUAUUGACGGAGUGCAGUGUGGUGCAACCACUUGGAAUAAGUAAGUGAAUAAGAAAUGCAUACAUUCACUGAUAAAAUGACUAAGGAGUUGAGCUCAGGAAGCAGACAGUUUGGAUAUUGGCCAAGUUCUCUUUCUUUUUGGUGUCAAGAUUGUUCCAUCUUGCCCUCUCGGCUUGCAAACCACAACACAGGAUUCGCUCCAUCUUGCCCGCUCUCAGAAGAUGUUGUAUAGUAAUUAGCCUUUUUAUUUAUUUAUUUAUUUUGAUUAUUUUAUCUAUUUAUCUUGCAGAGAUAAUUUCCUUUUUCCUGUUCCCACAGGUACUGUUCUUAUCAUCAGCGAGUAUUCAAAGGCGAUGAAAACAGCACCCAGGAGCAGAGCGUCAACUCAGCCGUGAGGAAUGCGUCGAGAGACGAAACUCACGAUCGCGAAUCAUCUACGAGAUCCCUGAUAAAUAUUUCUGGAGGGACACAAAUAUUCAAACCGAUCGCAUCCUCUAACAAUCCUAAUGAGCUUUUCGGUUUUGCCUCAGGUCCGGAAGAAAAGAUUGGUCGAAGUUCCUCCCAUUUGGACGAAUCAAAGAACAUACAAGAAGCGAAAGAACCUGAAAAAACUAGUCAGGGUGUUACAAAAACUGGUCGUGAGGUCGAUCUCAACUCCAUUUUGUACACAGCAGCGGGGACUACUGGCGAUGCCCCCUCGGGAAAGAUUGAUCUUAGCACCACUGGAGGUUCAAGAAAUUUGCUUCUACGGGGAUCUUCGUCGGCUAUUAAUAGCGAUCGCAGCGUUGGUGCAAGUACUGUUGCCAAGCCUGGUGCAAAUGUUGGUGGUAACAUUGAUUUAAGUGACACAGUACCAAGACCAAGAAGACUGUUGGGCUAUCACGAUACAACCAUGGAAAGCGACAUUGACAGACCUGGAAUUGAUUUAAGUGACACUGUGCCAAACCUUGAGGGAUUUCUAGCUUUGCAUAGCUCUUCAACUGUGGAUGCUAAGGGUGGCUCGCAUAUUGACUCUAGAACGGGGAGAUCUCGGACGUAUCAAGAAGGGAGGGUCGCUCAAAGAGGGCAAAAUACCGACCUGAGUUCAACGAUACCAAAUCGCGAAGAUAGUAGUCCAAGUAUCGAUCUGAAUGAGACUAUACCCCAACCUAUCAGAUCUCGAACGCCACAUUUUGAACUCAAGGAAGCACACCUGCCAAACGCAAACCGCCAGCCUACAACUAGCUCCUUGACUUCAGGUGUAAAUAGCGGUGUCAUUUAUCCACUGAAACAUUCGGUGAAAGUUGAACCUGAAGAACAAAGAUCACAAGCCUCGGAAACUCAAAACACAGGAAUGAUUGAUUUGAGCUUUAGCACUAAACUUUUGGGUUUGCCGCAUUCCGUUGUUGCACCUUUCAACUCUGGCAAUCUCCCACCACAAAAACCGUCGAGAGAAUCGACCCAAUCACCGUCUGAAUUUUCCACCAAGUCGUCCGUUCUUUCCUCUCCGCGAAGCUAUGCGCCCUCUUCUCCUCAGAGCCCAAUGUUUACUCGGAGAGUUUCUUCGACAACGCCUUUACCUACGGAUCAAUCUGCUACUCAUGGAUCUACCAUUUCGCUACCCAGUCUAUCGCUUGAUCUGUCGCGGUUUAACCUUCCUCCUGCCGUUCGGAAAGCUUUGGCAGAACGUUACAGUGGAAAAAAGGCGACCAGUACUGCUGGCGUUGACCCUGUUGAGUCUAACGACGGUCGCAGAUCACAGCCUCUCUUCUCAGAGCAUAGGACUGAACGCUCAUUUGAGCCCGGAAAAAAAGCGUCUCCUUUGCCAGCGAGGCUGCGAUCUCGCGGUCAACGAAGUAUCAGUUUAGAUUCUCCCAUGGUAAGAAGAGAUUUCUUGCACACCGGCGAGUUGCCAAGGUCAAAGUUGCUUGAGACGGGAAGUACGUUUGAUGCAAACCAGUUUUUUAGUAGGCGAUUCAACAACGAGGGUCUUCAACAAGCUAUUCCACGCGCUUCGGACAUCUUUGGUGAGAGCUCAAUUACGACGUCAAAUAAUGUGCCAGUUCAGUCUUCUACCACAUUACUCCCUUUUAAUGUACACUCCAGGGAUGCCCCCUCUCACACUAGACCACCCGCUCAAGAGUCCACAAAUUUUCUUCAAAGACGAGGGCUUAUCGAUUUAAGCUCAACAUCCUAUCUUAAAGGAAUGCCAGUUCCCUCAGUUGACCAUGGAAGAAUAGCCGAUGGUUCUCAACUAACUUCGGACAAUUCACGAUCGCCUGUGAGACCAUCUGUUCUUCAGGGCCGAGGCUUGAUCGAUUUGAAUACUAGUAUGGAGUAUGGCGCACGGGUAUCUGCUACGGAAAGCUCCGACACACCUCCUGUGAUAAAACGUAAACGUAUAAACUCCUGGGAAGACUCGGAGAGUGUUUCGAGUGAGAGCGCUGAAAAGGAAGUUAAAAGGUCUAAGCAGGAGGAGAAAGACAAUGAAAAUGACAAGCCUGUUACAUACCAGUCCGGGUUGAAUGUUCAGGAGUUGCUAUCAAUCGAACGCGAGGAACAAAAUCAGUUACAAAAUCUUCACGCUGUGCAGUCCAGGUUGAAAUCCGUCCGCUCGCAAAUUCAGAAACUGUGUACCGAGCUGGACUCACUAAGUAGCGAAGAACAACGGAUUACACUCAGAAUGGGGGAACUGCGGAAUUCGCGACUCAGUAUUCUUGAAAGUGCUUGCUACCAGAGACAAGUUCCUUUGCAGGCGAACACUGAAACGUUGCGUAGAGAAACAAGUACAGCUGCAACGCAAGUUGGAGAGGACGACAGCAAAUCAACGUCGUUUGAGUCAGAUACGUAUGUCGAUAAUUCUAGGACAGUUGGAAGUGAUCACGGGAAGAGUCAAGUAAUUGGCUCUUCCCAGGAUGUUAAUAUUAAUGCUGCGAAAAGUCCAUCGAAUGAUGGUCGCGAGGUCGGUAUGGACUCAGAGUUUGAGAUUACCCAGGCGGAGCUCGAAACUGACUCUUCUGCAUUUUCAGUUACAGAGACUUCACAGAAUACCAUCGGCUGUACUCAAUCCCCACAAUCAGUGGCACAUUCUUCUGUUAUAACAACCACAAGAUCUGUUUCCACAGACGAAACACCGCACGGCAGGCAGACGAGUGAGAAAUUUUUAGAAAGGCUGUUCUUAGCAUCUAAACGGGUAGCAAAGGAAACCAGCUCGACUAGCGAGGUGGAUUCGAAACGAGCUGGUAUUUCUAAACAGACUUAUACAGCCUCGAGUGAUGGUGAUGCUGCUACUGAACAUAGUAGUUUAGGUGCAGCUGAUGCUCAUAGUAGUCUGGGUGCAGCUGAUACACAGUUAAUAGUUGAAAAUCCAGUGUUAGUGAACCAAUCUGACCAAAGCCGCGCGGAAGGAGAGGCCCAUAGCAAGGUCGUUAGUGUGCAACCAAAUGAACAAACGAAAAGUGAUCUCGUCAAAAAGGUCCAAUAUCUUCAUCCACAGGAAAAAUCGCUCUUCAGGAAAAAGAGCUUUUCUGAUAUCAACGUUUCUAAGACAAUUGAGGCGAGUAGGAAGAAGAUUCAGUCGGUUAGAGAAAAUAUGAAUAGGUGGAAACAACAGGAAGACAGCAUUGAUACACAGGUUUCAAGCAAGGGGAAAAGUUCAAAACAACGCGAUACGCUUUCUUCGUCUUCUAGCGCAAAUUCUUCGGAGAUACCUUCCAAGGACAAACAAAAACCUUCUCCUCUUAAAAUCACAAUUCAAGAUAAGCCUUCGCCUAGAAAGACUAGCAAAGACCUGAAAAAAUCCAGCCUUUUUCAAUCCGGAAAGAAAGACUUUAAAGGGACACGAAAAAGUAAAGCGGAGAAGUUGCAGUUAAGAGAUAAAAGACACAACCAAAAAGACGCCAUCCCGUCGAAGAGACGAAGAAUCGACGAUAGUUCGAGUAACGAUACCCAGAAUAGCGUCCCAGCGGCGGAGAAAGCUUUAUUCAAUCGAAGAAGUGAAGUUGUUAGUGCUGCUGCUCAUACAACCACAGCCGAUUUAGGGCCAUCUGGAACUGAGGAAAAAGAUGAGGUCCCCACGCGAGAUGUGGUAUGUCUAAACUUUCCUUCCUGACUUGAUAAUAAACAAUUAUUAGAUUCGGUUUUUGUGAUAUCCGGAAUAAUCAAGGUCGAGGUAAGUGUUAUCGGCUGAGGCUAAUAACACUAACCGAGACCUUGAUUAUUCCGGAUAUCACAAAAACCGAAUCUAAUAAUUGUUUUAUUAUACUUUAUCUUCAAGUUAUUUCUCAAUUGUCCGCGAACUCGACAUUGCUGUCCGUGCACUUAACAUUGCUCUUGGAAAUCAUAGAUUAGUGAAUAAUCUGUAGGUUGCGCUGUUUCCCAGAAUUAACUGUAGGCUUUUAGCCAAUGAGAAGACAGAUGGUGACUACAAUGUAUAAUAAUAGUUCUAAUACCGCGUAAAAGUACAACCCAGCAUUGUUGUGUUUGACCUUUAUGUAGUCCCUCUAAACGAUCCCAAGACGCUUUGUGGUCGCAUAUCGUACCCAGUUUUUCACUCGUUUAAACAUGGCAAAUUCAGUACUUCAGCUUUCAUUAAGAUGCUCACAUGUAGCCCAUCUACAGUCGUAUGAAAUUUCCCCUACUUGCUGGUGUGACAGUAAUUCAUGAAAGUGUUGUUUAUAUUUGCAGGACGGUCGGUCGAAGAAUACGUCAAGCGGUGUUCAUUCCCACCCAAGUCAUCCUCAAAUGCCUUCUUCAACUGAAGAGUCGUUAAAGAGGACUACACAUAACUCUAAAGGUAGCUUUAACAGUAAAUUACAGCUCCUCGUUCUUUCUAGGCUGAGAUCAGUCAGACAACCCCCGAAAGCUUCAUUGUACUUUUGAUUCACCCGAAAGGUUUGCACUCUUAUCUUAAGUGAAGGCGGUUAAGCCCUCUCCCAAACGCAAAACGAUAAAACUUUAUCAUUUGAUAACUUGUUUACUAUACGACACUGCAACGUUCUCACUAAAACUCGUAGUUAAGUGACGCCGGCUACCACGUUUUCCCCCGAAAAUGACGUUGGUUCACGGGCGCGCAGUACUUAGUAUUGAGAAAAUCUCGACCUCUUAGUUGUUCUCGACUUGAAAAUCUGAAGGUCUUUAUUGAGGCGACCGUUAAUGUGUAGGGAGGCAACUGACCACGUUUGUUCAAACUAUCCGUCGGAUAAGUAUCAGGGAAACCAAUUGUUUUAUUCACUGCAAAGAGAUUAAAUCAGCAAAUAGCGCGUUAUACACCAUUUGAACAACUAGGACCCGUCAGUCCUGAAUCAUGGUCUAUUCCAAACCUGUCAACAUAAAGUGGCAUGAACGUGCCUUUGUUUUCCUCAGGUAUCACGUAUUUAUGAGGGGUUUUGUUAAUGUGUUUUAAUGUUAAUGGCGUCUUGUUGAACUUCUGCAGAUGGUAAAAAACGCGGGCCAUUUGCAACGAAGUUUGUGGGCCACAAGGGAGCAGUGUGUGGCUUAAAGGUACCGUAAGUCAAAGUCAGAUUCUUGAGCAGUUGAAAAUAGCAGUCACUGCUGAUACAGUAAAAAACCCGCGUAUAAGAAGCUCCUUUUAAGUGUGGCGAAAUAGAUACUUGUAUUUUGGGGUACUCAUUGGCAAUUUAGGCUAAGCAGGUUCUUAAUUAGGUUCCUUAUUUCCUAACAUGUACAAUGGUUGCUGACUACUGGAAAAAUAACGAAACUUUGAGUUUGGUCCUUAAAAAUACGUUAAAUAUUCACAACUGUACAUUGCAAAUCUGCCUUAUGCGAGGCCCAUGAUGACAAUUACAUGUACAGUCUGUACAAUAUAUUAACCUGUUUUUGUUGUAGGAAUUACAGUAAGACUUUUAUUAGCAAUUACAGUUGGUCACAGCAUUUUCUUGUAAUAUAAAAGUCAACCUCGUUGGUUAAAAUGUUUAUCGUAAUUUAGCUGUGACCCACAGAUAAGAACCUGCUUGAUCUUGCUUGGCUAAACAGGUUCUUGUAUUUUUGAGGGGUAUUAAAGUGGCAAUUUUCAGCGCGGAGGUUUUCAAUCCACUAGUUUUCUAUACGCGAAUAUUUACUGUAUUACUAAUUCCCUCUCGAAAGGAUUAUAGUGAUUAAACUUAAAAGAGAAUUCAUCUCAGAAACGGUUUUGAAUCCUUAGUUUUAGGGCUGGAGGUCAGAAUGAGAUCAAUAAUUUGGUCAAGUGAUUUUAGAUAUUAAUUAAGGACAAAAGAUGAUAUUUAUCAGGUGUUAUGAAACGAUCUGAUUCUACAUAAAUGUAAUUUUCAGGUGCACAACGGUCAUUUGUUUACUUGUUCAGCGGACAAAACUACAAGAUCAUUUAGUAUUCAGGUCAGUACACCCUGUGAACCCAACCCGGGUAGCUUCCGUGGUGACCACUGUCUAUUCUUUCUUUACAUUAUCUCUACCCCAUCAAACACAGAGGUGUCUAGAGGCUUAUUCAGAAUGGGCAACCCUGGUUGUUUACCAUUUACUUGGACAAACCGGUCGGUUCAUGGAAAAACAAAACUCGUUCAAGAUUAAAAAAAUUCCGGGUUUUGUUAAUGGUAAACAACCCCUUGCUCGAAGGAAAUUUCUAAGACCAUAAGAAAAGCUUCCUUGAAAAAGCUUUCUCGGCGCUGCAGCUUGCGCUCGAAAAACACCUCACAGGAGGAGGUGUAGUGGGGUUUGAAUGUUUGCUUUUGGGCUGUGCCCCUUGGAAGGUUGCAUGCCAGGAAGAUUGUAGCCUGUUCCAGGCUCCGAGAUAGUCGGGUCCGCUGAAUUGAGAAAGCGCAAACACGAAAAUAAAACGGGAGUAAACUGGGGAGAGCUUUUUCCCCCCCCCGCCAACUUUUCGCGAGCCUUUUUACUUUCGCGUCUCCCCCACUAUCUGAGAGCUUGGAACAGGCUAGGAAGAUUGAAAACAAGACAUCUGUGUGAACUGUCUGAAAUGCAACUUGAAUCUUCGCAAAACUAAUGUGCGGUAAUUUCUUUCAUUUAUUUUCGUAUUUUGUAGACUGGAGAAUGCGUCAAACUUUACCAAGGGCAUCAUCAAGCAGUUAAUUGUGUUGAGGUUUGUACUCACAUGUCAACACGCUCAACUAUCACUCCAUAUAUGAUCGUAGCUAUUUUUUUUAUUUGUACCAAACAAUGUAAUUAUUCGCUGUUUUAUUGACCUUAACAACAGGUAACCGAGGAUAGUGGCCGACUUUUUACCGGCUCAAAUGACCAAACAGUGCGAAGUUACGACAUAAAGGUACCUAACACAAUUAACGUAGCCUGCGAGCAAGCUUUCUCUGCAUUUUUUGUUUGUUUGCUUGUUUGUUUCCUUCCUUCCUUCCUUCCUUUCUAUCCCCCUCCCCCCUCUUUCAUUUUUUUGCUCUCGUUCCAUUUCUUGCUCGGCCGAAACCGAAAAUCCCGUUCCUCGGUCUUUUUUGCUCCGAAACCAAACGGAAACGCUUGCUAUGCAGGCUAUUUGUUUCGUAUUUCCACUGAGAGAGCUUGCUUGUACAGCAUUAGUUUGUUCUUAAUGUUUUGUCAACCAGACGUUUGCUGGAACAUACACGCGCAUCUACUCAGCGCCACGACUCAGUAGUUACCAUAUGUACCAUUACUAACACACGAAAGCUAAGUGUUUUUUCUUUAAUUUUCAUUUUCAGACUGGCGUUUGCACGCAUAGGUUCACGUUUGAUGGGCGAGUGAUGUGUCUUCACGCAGCCUUUGAUCUACUCUUUGUCGGAUUAAACUCGGGCAUAGUGGCUUCCAUAGAUCUUUUGGUAAGUGUGGCCAUGAGGUGAACGCGGCGUGGGUGUUAAGGUUCGAGGAUGCGUGGAGCACGCGCAUUUUGAACCCUAUAUUUUAGACUGUUAAGGCACGUGGGUGCGUGGAGACUGCGCAGUUUCAACCUGUUUAGGGGACUUGCGAUAGUUCCUCUUCCUUUUUUGUACUCAAUUCUAUCAGUCGUUGCCAAACGUGGUCAAGAAAUAUUUGUUAACGAGUUAUACGAAACACGAGACAUGCUUGUCAUUUAUCAUGCUUGGUGCCCUCACUGCUAACUCUUUAAUGAACUGUUCAUUGAAUGGGAGUCAUAGGUCUAUCUUGGAUCGGUAUUGGGCUCGAUUUCUCAUUUUUCCGGCGAGCGGCUGGUAAUCGAGCCUCGAUCAGGAUAAGAUUCUAGUAAACAGCCCACCUACCUCUCCUUUGACCCAACGCUGAGCAAAAUAUUGGGGUAGGGGAUGGGUAGGUUACACAAAGAUAAUUGGAUCAGAAUAAAGUUUUGGUAAACUGCCCACCUACCCCUUCCCCAACCAACUUUUAAACAAACUACUCUCCUAGGAGAAAAUGUUGGUAAUGGGAGUCUCGCGAAUUUCGCGUGAGUUAGCGUUCGAGAACGAACAAACGAGAGUAAGCACUUGAGAGGGGGCGUGCGAGAGCGAGCGGGACACGCGAGAGAAAAAGUAGGGUAUAGAAACUUCAUUAGAUCAAGAAGAACUCUUUGGAAAGUAAGUAAGUUCUUUCUCCAUGUCAACGCUUUAUCGUUAUGUCCCUGGCCUUCGCCAUAACAAAUUAACUGGACCAAUUACAUUGCGCUAGCGAUCAUCAAAUCCCUCCUCAUUUUUAUUAUAAUAAUCAAUAUACACGCGUUCGGCGAUCUCUGCAGAUUUAAGCGGACCAUUGUGGACUUAGCCUUAGAUAAUUAAGCCCCUCAAAUUCCAGUAAUCAUCCGCAAGAAUGUUCCAACUGAUAUUUUUGAUUUUAAGCCUGAUGCAAUUUUCUACAGGUUUCAGUGAAAAAUUGUUCUCUCAUCUAAUUGUGGUUUUACAAAUGUUUUUUGCAAAUAGGUGUAGAAAUGUUGGAUCACUCAUUAGUCUUGAAUUAUUGUCAGUGCCAGUUUAGACAAUGAAAUCGGCGCAAUGACGGUGCUUCUGUGACACACGCUGAUUUUCCAACGAACUUGCACCAAAAUGUUAUAGCAAAAUCAGAAUUUGACGACAGUUUUCUGGUUUUAAACAUUUUGUCGCGUCAUUUCUUUUGUUAAGUACAUAUGGUCAAACAACGCUUAGUUUUUCCAAGUAAAUGUAUUCUCCGUUGCUUUCAACGAGGUAAUACGGAAACCAUAAUGUAGAACCGUGUCGCUGCGCUUGUAAACUGUCAGCGGUUGCCAGGCUUAAACUCUGUCUCAGGCUCCUUCGGUCAUCUUUGUUCAAAGGACUGGUAUCAGAUGUUGAAGACGGCAUUGCUAUUUCCUCCACGUCGUGGCCUUUGGCGUGUGGAACCCAGUUUAGCAGAAACAUUACGGCCGUGGACAGUAUUGUCACUGCACCCGUGAGAAAAAACGACGCGUUGUAGUCUUUAGUCGUGUCAUAGAGCGAUCCCGCAAUGGGCGGUCCAAGCGUUUUUGGAAAUGCCAUUAUGCAAUAAAGCGCGCCUAUAGCGCUACUGACUUUGCGCGGGCCCACGAUAUCCCGCGUGAUCACAGGCACAAGCAUUUCAUAACCACCGUCGAGUACGCCGAAUGCGGACGCGUACACGCAAAUCCAUUCGUAUUUUUUUGCCAUGGUAACAACGGAGGAUGAAAUUGCUAUCGAGAGCAGGAUAAGUUGGCAAAUUUUAAGGCGGUUAAACUUCGGAAGAUCACAUACAGCUCCAAAUAUUAGACUUCCCAAGAGACCUCCGCCGGCCAUGUAACCUGUUAGAAGGGAGGCUUGGCUCUUCCGUGCUCCUCUAUCUUCAGCGAAACGCACCUGAAAGGGAGUCAAAACUGACUAAAAACACUUCUAAUAACAUAAUAACCCUUUCACUGCCAAAAGUGACCACCAAAGUCAAAUUUUGGCAAAGAUUUUCAAUUUUCAUUAAGUAAAAUGCUGAAAAACAAAUGGCACCAUGUGAAAGGAUUAACAAAGAGGCUUUAUUAAAAUGGCACAUCACAAGAUUUCAUUCGCCGACCCAAAGGGUGGAAUUACACACAAAAUAAUUAGUACCACGUGUUCCAUGUUUUGUGGUGUGAAUGUGACGUUUCCUAAUGAAAUUUUUUUCAAAACAAAUUUGCGCAAAUGUUUCAAUCUUCAACUGAGCUUCUUGCCAUCUUAGGCCUAUUGCUGGUUUGCACGUGACGUCACGGCAGCCAUUUUGGUCAAGAACAAAAGCAUUCUCUCCUCUGGGAACUAAACUCUAUUUUCAUGGAAAUUCUUCAAGAAAAAUUCUAUUGUUUUGACCCCUAACAUGGCCGCCUUGUAACGUGGUUGGAAACCAAAAAUAUGAUAACUUACCAAAUGGACGAAAGGCACCAAAAAAACCAACAUAAAAAUGCAAAGCGCGGCGACCCAGAUGGCGUAUCCUCUGUUUCUAAAAAUGGCAAAGUCGCACAUCGUUUUCCUGUUCAAUUGCGCUUUUUCCCUUUCCACUGGACGAAACGUCAGUGCACUAAGAAACAUUAGACUCUGAACGCCAGCGAGAAUUCGAAAUGUCACCGCAAGUCCGUAUUUCGACGAAAGGGUUUGUAUGAGAGGGCCAUAUGCGAGGGUACCAAUAGCUGCUCCCGCCAGCGCCAUCCCAGAUGCAAGGGCCAGGCGCCUUCUGAAGUACUUGGUUAGGAUCACAAGCGAAGGGAAUAAACCUAGACUUGAUCCCAGGCCCCAAAUCACACCAUAUGUAACGAACAGAGGUUGAAGUGUUGUUGCAAAGGAGCUGGCGAAGAGUCCUGCGGCCGAUACAAAUGAGCCCGCAAUCACCACUGCUCGACUUCCGUAACGUUCAGCUAGGGUAGUGCCAACAGCGGCAAAUAAGUACAUCAUGCUGGAAGCCAGUGAAACUACCCAAGCUGCCAAAGAGUAUAAUAAAUAUUUUACCUGACGAAAAUAUCAAAUCACGUCGUAAAAAUACUGAAAAACAACUGGUUUCGUUUGAAAGUACUUACUGACGCGUGAAAGAUCAUCGAAGUUAUUUAUGCAGCUUAGCAUUUGACAUAAAGUCCUUAUAACCCAAAACAUUUGAGGAGCCGGACAAGGUCUUCAUAUGACUUCAAAAGCUUUAGUAUAGUUCUUAAAGAAAGAAAAAUUUCAGUGGUAAAGAUCUAAUCUUUCCGAAAAAAAAGAUUUAAAAAAAACGAAAGUACCGUAUUUAUUCGAAUAAGCACCCAGCCUCGAAUUAGCGCCCAGCUGGAAUAACCGCUCAUCCUAAAUGCAGAAAAAGUUAAUAAGCGCUCAGCCUCGAGUAAGCACCUACCCCUCCCCCUCCCACUCAAACUCCGAUAAGUACCCACCCACACCCCGCCCCUUCCCCCUCCCUCCCAGUUGAGAGAAAAUGAGAUUGGAAUUGAAAUUGAAUAAGUACUAAUAAGGACUUCUCCGAAGACGAAGUCUUCUUCAGAGUAUUUUACAGAAAUCUUGCUUUUUUACAUCCUCGCGUUUUGUUCUUACAAUUCAUUGUUUUGUUGCAAAAUAAUAUUACUACACUUGCCGAAAAUGGUGAAAAUUUAAUAAGCGCCCAGCCUCGAAUAAGUGCCAACUCUCAAGAUCCGUAAAUUUAAUAAGCGCUCAGGGCGGUUAAUCGAAUAAAUACGGUAACCUUAGGAGCUUAGGUAAGGUGAAUUCUUGAUUGUCGUUUCCGGAAGUCUGUGGGGAUACCUGCUUACCACCAGGUUUUUCUGAAAGACAAGGACACUUUCUAUUUCAUUUUUUUCUGUCUUACGUCAUUUUAUUAGGUUUUGCUUUGUUUUAUUGUUUCCUUUUUUUAUGAAUGACACGAACAUCGAGACAUAAACACGUUGUAAUCCCGGUGCAAGCGAGAAUUUGUUGCUCACGACACUGAAUUACCAAAUCCUCUUUAUGCCAUUGUCCAAGGGUAAUCAUUGUCUUUGAUAACUCUUGGAUUUGAAUUUUGCCGCUCGGAAUUAAGCGGUCUUAUAGUUUGUUGCAUCCUUCCUAACCUUAAAAAAAAGCCAAAGCCAUUCUAUUGUUUGCUCUCUCAAGCUAGCUGUUAUUCUGGAAGUUUCUGACUUAGCUAUACUAUAUUAUGACUUAUAGAUGUCAGAAAUAUGAGCUGAGAGUGAAAAUAAUGUACAGACGCUCUUUGUUAACGUAGUCGAGCAUGAUAUUAGCCUGUUCCAAGCGUUCAGAUAGUGGAGAGCGGUGCGAAGUAAAGAAAGCGAUAAAAAGUAGAGAACGGUUUUUACUUCGCACCGCUCCCCACUAUCUGAACGCCUGGCACAGGCUAGCAUGAUAUGAGAAACGUUGGCCGUCCUUAUAGUAUCGGAUCACUUCAGUUUGAACUCUCUUAAUCAAGUCGUGGCCAAAUAAAAUGUAGAAUUUUUCCCUCAUUAAAAGAGUUGUAAAUUACUAGAAGUAAGUAGAGGGCAUUUGUUCGAGUCGACUUUUGUCAGUUGUCUGGCACAAAGACACAAUAUAUCUCAUCCAUACCUGUUUCUCCUCUUUGCGUGGAAUAUUCCCAAAGAAGCUCAGAGUAUACCACUCCAGCCGAGUUUUGUUGUCCAAUGGUUAGAAAAUUUACCACAAGCGCGCCUAAACACACUACCCAACCCCAGCCGCCAUCUGGAGGAGUAUAUCUUUGCUCCGGGCUGUUUGUCCCGCGUUCUUUCUCAUCGUUUGCCACGGAAUCUGCGCUUGUUGAUUCUGGAGUACCUAUCGCCAUAACGGUCAUGUGUUUUGGUUCUGAAAAAAAAAACAUGUACAUGCAUAUUUACUGUUUGACCUUUUUUUUACAUUGCAUAUCCUUUUCGUAGCCGGUGCAAGGCCAUCCGCUUGGAUACGUCAUGUUAUCUAAGUAGAAAUUAAGUUUGACCUUUGUAAGACUUUGUAGGUUAACGGAAAUGUCGGCUUUAAUCUAUUUUUUCUAAGAGAAAUUCAAUUCUUAUAUUAUAUUAUUUCGUUGUUUCGAAGGCUAGAUAUUUGAACUGGAGCUAUUGUGCUAUUUCCAUUCCAAAUUUAUUUAUCCGCGCUGACGUAAAUGCCGCACUCGGUUAUAGGGCUGACAUUUAAGAACCAUGCUGACGUCAUUGUGAAUAUGUUUUUUCUUUUUGACAACUUCCCUUGUUCUCGAAAAUACAGUCAGGCCCGUUAACACGGACAUUGGAGGGCCCUAGAAAGUGUCCGUAUUAGGGGGGUGUCCGUAUUAAGCGGGUUGAAUUUAGAGAAAAGAUAAGGGCUUUCUUUCCCCAGGGACACAACAAACUGUCUGCAAUAAUGAGUUGUUCGUAUUAAGCGGGAGUCCGUAAAGCGUGGUUCGACUGUAUCAAUAGCCUGCGUAGCUGGCGGUAUUGUGUGGGUGCGAGAUUAAAGUUUUGGCGGCGGAGCCGUGUUCCAAAAAAAGGGAGUAGGGACGAGGCGGUAUUUCUCGCGGUAUUUCUCGCUCGUGACGGCUCCGCCGUCAAAUCUCACUCGACUAUAUUACAACGGCUCCGCCGCCAAAUCUCACUCGACUACUACCCAAUACCGCCAGCUACGCAGGCUACUGUAUCAAGGUCACUACUCACUCAGAAAAGCAUCCGUCUAGUUCAGUCGUUUAACGGAAAUAGAUUAGAAUGGGUGUUUUGAAAGAAAAUAAAUAUUCAAAAAGCCUUGCCAAGAAUCAGGUCUGUGCAAUAGUUCAUAUGCGAGAUAUUCGGAAAAACGUUUUACCCAAAUUUAUAAAGCUUUGUAUGGAGACGCCAUGCUUGUGUCCCUUUCAGGGGCACGAAUAUGGCCGCCGGAAACCAACAGAAACAUCUGUUUAUGAGUUUUCCUACUUGUGCGUGAAUUCUUCGCUUGAGGAACUCAUAAAGAUUAAAGUAAUAUUUAUUCUAAGACAAAGAAUGUUUAGAUAGCAAAAUGUCCAAAAAUCCGGGAUGUUUUUGACCCACAUAAGAGCUUUCCCGGCCGCCAGCUAAAUGCCGCGUCACGCAAAAGCCUGGAAAUUCAAGCGUCCUGUAUCGCAAAACAAAGAACCCUUUUGAACCGAAAAUUUGUUUGUUUAAAGGUUUUAAGGUGCUCUAAUAUCACUUCUCAAACUCAAUAAUAAUUCAUUAAGAAAAUACAAAGGAAAUUAAUGUUUAAUGAGUGUUUGGAAAUCGGAUGAAACACUGCUUAGUAUUUGCAUCCUUAAUUUCUCCUUCAAAAAUGAUUUUGUUUGAGAAGAAAUAUCAAUUUCAUCACCAGAUGAAACACCUCGAAGUUCGUCAAAAAUACUCCGCUGCGCGUCGUAUUUUCAACUCUCUUCUCGGUGUUUCAUCUGGUGAUGAAACACUGCAUCUCAUGUUUGAUAUAUUACGUGAAAGUAGAAACUCAGAAGAAGCGAUAGUUUCUUAGUUUGAAUUUUUUUGUGACGUCAUGUGAAAACCAAGAAUCCUGUGCUGAAGUCAUUACUUAGUGCCAUUCCCAAAUUUUGCUCCAAUUGAGGGAAUCCGGAAUAUUUUUGCUUGUGGAAUCCGGAAUCCUACUAACGAUUGGAACCCAAAAUCCAAGUUCUACUGACAAAUACUGGAAUCCAGUACCUGGAAUCCGGAAUCCUCAGCGUGGAGUCCAGAAUCUAAGACUGUCCUAGAUUCCCUUACAUUGGGCGUCAUAUUUAUGAUGCGCUCAUAGAAUUAUGAAGAAGAUAGGACAAAUUUCAUCAGGGACCAUACCAUGAUAAUUGUUUGGGUGAUUUUGCAGGCAUAACGUUAAAACGUGAAAAAUUUGGCCCAUUUUUUCAUGUUUCAGUCGUUGUCCAUUCUUGCCAUCGGUAGCAGUAGACGACAGGAAACAAUUUAAAUGCCUAAAUAUAGCCUGAAAUAAUCAAACUGGACCAUUAUUUGAGAAUGCAAUUGAUGCAAAGACGCGUUUUACCUGUUCAGAAAGGUAGCAAAUAGAGUAACUUGGCGCUUUUAACUCCUGUUAGUCCGUCACUACUUUUCCUGUCUUGUAUUAACAAUGCCAAGGUCGCGAACUAACCGUUUAGCAACAAAGGUGGUUGGACAAGAAAUUCCUCAUGAUAGCCACGUCUCCUAACGCCAAUUUCCGACCAACUUGGUCUUAGCUUAAGUCUUGCCUUUUCGCAUGCAAAGCUUGUACCGAAUUAGAAUAACUGGCAGAACAAUCAGUAACUUGCGAUAGUCGAACGAAUUCGCGAUUUAUGCUUUUGUUCAGGGCUACUCAAAACGGGUACGUAUUGUUCGUCGCGUUUCGUAAGUUGUAGUUGGGUUUUUUUCGUGUUAUUUUGUUAUUCUUUUGUCUUGAUUUAAGAGUCAAGGGUCCUUUCGAAGUGGGUUCAGAUAAGGCCAAACAUACAGUUUACAAGGUUUUGAGUUGUACCCUCUGCGUAGCAGAUAUUUUAAGCUUUAUCGUAAUCUGUAGACAUGCGUGCGAGUCCUUUAAUUUGUACCUGCUGCAAGUCUAUGAGUUGUCAAUAAGCCUUGUUUUAACUGUCACUCGUUUUGCUAAUGGCCACCGAAUGUUUAUGUCUUCGUGUAGGUCUGUUUUGGUUCUCUAAGUAGAGUAAUGUCUUUGGUUGGUAGUGUCUCAUCCCGUUUGUGAACCAAACAGGCUUACGAUAUUCAAGUUUGUAUACCUGCAAAGUGUCACGCCUGCAGAUCAAAAACUUCGAUCUCACGCCUACUCAAGUCUGUAUUCAAAUUUCUCAUGCCUUGUAGAAACGUUUGAGCCGUGACACGUUUUGAAAAAAAAAAAACUUUUUAAAGAAACUGGAACCAAUGACAGAAAAGAAAAGUCCAUGUGAAUGAUCGACUUUCUCCGAAUUCUCUUAUUUUAGCAGGGAAAGUCACUAGAGACAAGGUCGUGUUCAUUCGUGUUCUUGUGCUCGUGUUAGACGCAACUCUUCAGAACGUCUUCGGGUAAUAUAUGAUAUCGGAACCCCACAAAAAUACUGCUACCUUAUAAAUUUUAAAAAGUUGGCAGAUAUAAGUUUGUUCAUUAGAUCUUUUAGUCAGAAGUAAUAGAAGUAGACGUAGAAGUCUACAAUAAAGCCAAGGAAAUGUGAAGUAGAGGCUGGGUACCCUCUACUCGUUGUGAGCGAGUGUAGGCGAACUUGGGCCUUGGCCAAGCGUCGAACUUUUCAGGAGACGAACCAAACUUAGUGAGUUAAGUUCAUGGAAAGUUCGAUAUCUGGCUGAGCUUAGUUCGUCUGAAUGCACGUUCUAUCCGUCUGCUACGGCUAACGUUUAACCCUUUAAACCCUAACAUCAAAAUUCAAAUUCUCAUGAGUUAUUCCUAUACGUUUUCAAUAAAAGUAGUGGGGAGAAUUUGUUGAAGUAUCAAUGUAGAUUCAUCUUGUGUGAUCAUGUCCUUAAUUCUCGUGACCACUCUGUUUUAUAAAGCAGUGAUAUUACGUGGAGAAAUUUGACGCUGAUCACUCCUUGGGGUUUAAAGGGUUAACAGUCCGGAAUAUCCCUAAAUUUAAGGACAGGGCCAACUGGUCACGCGACACUUUUCAACCAAUGAGAAGGCGCGCUUGUGUUUAUCAACAAACAAAUCAAAACAUCGCCCCAGUGAUCAAAAAUUUUCAAAACAACGGACGGAGUCGGGCAGAAUCAGUCAUCGUUUCGAGGUUCUCAGGCGUAUUUUUAAGACUUUUCAUGAGGCAUACACAAUUUUUUUUAAGUGGACAGCGUAUCGGAAGCCAUAUUGGAAGUGUCUCGUGAAAUAUUCAGCACAUUUUGUGGCUUAUUCUUCUUUUAUCUUUUAAACAACGCGAUGUAUAGGAGAGAUUUUGGUCGGCUUUCAAUGUUGGUGAACAAGUAUCUAUUAUUUUUUCGAUUCACAGAUUUUUUUUACGAAGUUCUAGAUAUUUUUCCUCGAUUUUUAUAUCGAUUAACUUUUAUCAUGUUGAAUGUGGGGGUGGCAGACAACCUAGAAUUUUGGUAAACAAUUUUUGAAUUCCGAGGUCCAAAACACGUACGUUUUCCACUCCCGGGUUUCUCACAAAAGCCGUGUUAUUACUUUUUUUCGCAUUAGUACGAGCCUUUGCCUUUUUUUUAAAGCCAAAACAACUUUAUUAGUCUUAUGGAUAUUCACGUCCAACAUCUCGCCUCACUUUGCCGAAUUUGCGGGGAUGAAAUUGAAGAUCAUAAGCGCAAGGUAGAUACUAACCGCUUUGUUUCUGAAAUUCACUGAUCUGGAAAGAUUUAAUGUUGUUGGAUUCUCCAAAUGUUCAUCCGCCGUUAAAAAACAAUCAAAGAAACAAGGCAAAUCUCAAUUGUAAAGGCUGUAUUUCACUACUCAUUGAACAUGCACUGAUUAUCUGGGAUAAAAUUAAAACAUUGCAGGUACUACAGCAAGCAAAGAAAGCACCAGAUGCGUGAAGUCAACACGAAACAACACAAAAAAACAAACAAGAAAAAUUAAUAAAUUUGAACCACUUUCUAUUCUUGUUAUGAUGUCUGGUUCUUUGAUUCUUGUCCUGUAGAAGUUAAUAGGUGGUACCAAUGCUGUUUUGUACGAUCGCAACAAAUUUUCACACUCUCUCUAAGGCUAAAUUUACACCGGACGAGUUUGCUUCUAUCAAAAAUCUUGCAAGCCAUGCCAGUGAAGCCACGACCUCUGCGAUCGGUCCGGAAUCAGUUCGCAUUCCUUGCAAUGAUUAAUGCUCUUAUUCUCUUACAUGACAUGUUUUCUUUGAAAUAUUAAAUGUGAAACCUAGACGAGUACUGUAAGCUCAUCUUUAAUUCUGUCCGACUCCGUCCGUUGUUUUGAAAAUUUUUGAUCACUGGGGCGAUGUUUUGAUUUGUUUGUUGAUAAACACAAGCGCGCCAUCUCAUUGGUUAAAAAGUGGCGCGUGACCAGUUGGCCCUGUCCUUAAAUUUAGGGAUAUUCCGGACUAGUUAAGAAAUCAAUAGUUUGGGAAACUGUUACAAGAUUCCAUCGGUUUAGACCUCUUAAGACUUGUCCGGGAUGCCAGCCACGAAGCAAUACGCUUAAAGUCGUAAAAAGCAAUAUUGGCACUCUCAAAAUGACAUUCUCUGGCUAGAAAAAAUAUUACGGUUAACAUUUUUGUUGUGACUAUGGUUAACUGAAUAUUUUCAUUUUCCUUUUUUUACACCUCAUCCGUAAAACAGCCAAAAACUUAAUCGUGACGGUUCACUUAAGCUUCACGUAUACGGCAAACGACAGAUUCAAGUUGAAAAUUUCUCAAAAUAGAAAAUGAGCAGAUAAAAACGGUCAAAUAGCUCGAAUUCUGUUAUCAUAGGACUGUCGUAGGGGUUGGAAUGUGAUUCGGGGGUGAAAUUACAAAGUUUGUCCUUGACCCUUAUUCCAGUCUGCGGGUACAACUUCCGUUUAUUCAGCGAUAUAUUUCGACUGCUAAAACAUCCGCUUGUUUGGCGGCAUGUACGGCUGUCCGGGUUUGACCUUGGCAUCCGUUAACAGUCUGUGUAAAAACCAGGGAAGUCUUUCCUAGUUAAGCUGGGGGCGGCGUCUUGGUGUAGAAAAGGAUUAGCGCAUAUUAACGUAAAUUCAAUUGUAUGGCUGGUCAGUUAGCUAAAAAAUGGCUACUUAACCCUUUUAACCCGAAUAUCAAAAUUGAAAGUCCCCUAUACCCUUACCCUUACACAUUUGCUAUGGAACUCGUAGUGAGAAGUUAUCAGGAUCCGGCUUCUGAAGUUAUUAAAAUAUCAAUCAAUUAAAUUCGUCUUAUGUGACAUCAGUGAUUUUGACACAAAUAGUUAUGGUGAGUCCUGGGACUCAUCUUGUGAAAAAUCAUGAGUCCCUGUCCAUAACCGAUGAGUCCCAGUUCAAAAAAAAAACAACAACAACAACAAGGAACCCUAAAUUGAAAAUGCUUGGGCCUUUAUGUAACCAGACAAGUUAAUCUGGAGACAGACACCAAAACUCUUUAUUUCUAUUUUCCUUCUCUAUCUUUAAAGCACAAAAAAGUCUAAAAUAAGUAUACAACUUUAAACAACAGCCACAGAAAUCACACGAACAGGAUAUUCUACCGAAAAAUCUUCAAAUCGAUCAAUCCUUCUUUUCGUCCUGUGGGACGAGUGACUUGAAUUAUUUUGAGUCGUAACGAUUUUUAGGCGUCAGGGACGUAGGACGCAGUGGUAACAAAAUCACUGUACGGUGUGAUCACUUCUUCAAUUCUUGUCACCGGUCUGUUUUAUAGAACAUUGUUGCUGAUUACUCUCAGCGCUUGAAGGGUAAAUGCGCUUGGUUUGCGCGCGUUUAAUGUGUGAAAACCAUUCCUUAAAUAAAUUUGAUUGACAUGUGAUUGCCAGUGUGAACGCGAGCCUACCCUUGGCGUUCCCGUCAGCCGUAUUUACCCUGUUCCUCCUCCUGUUUGAACGGCUUUCGCACAGACCAUCGUUAUUCUCGUGCUCAUCAAAAUUAACCAUCGAUGUUACAAGUAAAUGGAUAAGAUUGACAUCCAUAAUUCCUUAUUCUUUCCUAGGCUAACCAGUUACUUGAGCGGUUACAUUGCCACGAGCCACGUGGUGUCAGCUGCUUGACCACGGCUACCGAAGGUCAGCGCAAGUUGCUGUGUUGCGGUUCAUUUGACUCCACCAUAACAGUCAGAGACUAUAAGGUACUUUUCUUCUCUAUAUCACGUGAUCUAGAUGACGGUCAGCAAUUUAAACUGGCCAUUUCUGAUUUGUCCUUAGCCUUUUUUUAAAAAACGAGGUUACGGCAAAAGUUUUUUUUUUUUUGUUCAUUUUUAAUACUUUUUUUUCUUUCAAUUUACUCAGACUGGUCUUCUUAUUCGAACCUUUAACCAUCACAACAUGACGGUUUUAUGUAUGCAGGUAUGUUGUGUAGUCAUCAUAUCAAAUAGAAAUUUUCUGCUAUGGACUCCCGGGUCUGGACUUAGAUGAUUCCUAUAGUAGUGGAUCAAACCUUUACUCAUCUUUGUAUUUCAUUGCAGGUCGUGAAUAAUAUCUUGUAUAGUGGAUCCGCUGACAUGAACGUGCAGGCUCACAAUUUGAGCGUAAGUCAUCGCGAGCGUAGUAGAAAAUAGUUUAAGAAAUAGAAACAAAUGCGUUUCCAUGUAAGCGAAGUCUUGUAGACAUUGAGCUGUUCGUAUUUUCCAAGACCAUUAAGCCAUUUUCAAGUUGUUCUUUCAGCGUCUUCAACUGCGUAAUAAUGUAAGCGCAGAAAAAGUUUGCUUUUAUGAGCCAUAAGAUUGCGGUAUAGGAAUGUAAAUUGUGACCUCGAGCAGUUAUUGAAUUUCUCGUCCUUUCUGUCGUCAGCGAGUAUGCAAAGCUCUCAUUUUAGUCUUUAACCACUAAAAUAUUACGUAACACCAAAGGUUUUUUUCAUUUUGUAUAUUUCCAGACUGGAGAGCUAAUACGAAGCUUCCAUGGUCACACUCGGAGUGUCAGCGGUCUUCAGGUUGUCGGUAGAGUGCUAGUCACGUCAUGUUUGGACAAACUUAUUCGCUGCUAUGACCUAACGGUGCGUAGUUUUGUUGUUUGUUGCUGUCGCCACUUGCAUUUGAAUAUCUUAUGGUAUUAAAGGAGGAAGUGUCGUGACUUUCAUGACGGUGAAACAGUGAUAUUACAAGAAGAAAUUAGCUCCUCGUCAUUAUUGAGGUUAAAAGUGGUUAUGAAACCAAUUUAAAAGAACUGGCGUCUAAUUAUGAAAAGUAUAGAGCGUUUACACUCACGUGGUCAGCAACUAUGCAAGUUUAUCGAAAUGAAAGAAAGUUUUUACAUAAGAAAAGGCUCAACUCCCACAGGAUUGGUUUGGAACAUCAACAUGGCCGCCGUUAUAUUUUGAUUUGGGAGACCAACAUGGCCGCCGUUGAAUUGUUUUGGGACACCAAAAUGGCGGAAGUGACGUCAUUGUUUUGGGACACUAAUAUGGCGGACGUGACGUCACGUGAAAACGUUCUCUUAACACGACCGCUUAAAAUAGUGAAAGGUCUUUGAAAUAUCACAGCAAAUACAAAAGAAGGCAUGGAUAGACUUAAUUUUAUGAUAACUGUUAUUUUAGUCUAUUUUACAAAUUUUACUUCCAUUGUUUGAAUCUGGAAAAUAUGUUGGGAGCUCAGGUGAUAAAAUUGAUAUUUUGGAAGUACUACAAACUUUAUCACACAGAUUUGAAUGUAUGUUCUUGUAAAGAGACUUUUGAUAAACAAGAAAGCGUAAUCAACGAGCAUUUAUUGAUUUUUCCUCGUAUAUUUACUCCUGUAGACGGGAGAACUUCUCCAGGUGUACGGAGGCCAAAUAGACAUGAUCUUCUCUGUGCUGGUCAGCAAUGGAAGAGUAAGUUCUUAGUUGUGUAUUUGAUAGGGUGACGGAAAGCAAUUUUUUGUGUGGCUUGUUCACACUUUGCCUUUUUUGCGCCUUAUAGUGUGUCCAGGGCAUUUUACACUCGGAAAAAAAAUAUCUGGAUAGUUCUUCUUUAAAUAUUGACUUUUGCUUUCUUCUUCAUCAGAUAUUCAGCGGUGGGCGAGAUGGCUCUGUUGUGGCAUCUAAACUGGAGUUAAGGGUUUACCACCCGUGCAAGGUAACUAACUGCUCCCUCAGUUGUUUUUGUUCUUAUCUCAUUUGAAAAUUUUCAAGUUUUCCUUUCUCUUUUGGUAAAGGCUGCAUGAAAUAAGGGAUAACGGGAAGUGAAAUUCCUCUGCCUCCUCCUCCCCUUCUUUUUGUGCUUCCCCUCCUCUUCACCUUGUUGCCCGCUAGACUCUGUUCAUAAGCUUUCGCUUACUGAUAUUUUAUGAACCAGCUAAUAAAGCAUGAGAGCCCCCUUCCCGGUAUAGUUUAGGUUUCUGGGAAACUGCCCACCGACCCCUUCCCUAAGUCAACAUUAACACUUACUUCUCACUUAGGGCAAAAUGUUGGAUUACGGGAGGGGUAGGUGGGCAGUCUCCCAGAUACCGAAAUUGAUCCUAAAGGAUCUUACUGCCGCUUUUUGAACGCAGUCAAAUCUUAUCUCACCUUUUGCUUGUUUUCUUUUCCUUCAGUGGGAAAAUUGCGACCUCAAUUUUGGCAUAGUAGCACACCUGAAAAACCACAUACGAGGUAUUAAAUAGUUAUUCACUGCAUAGCUAAGGUUCUUAACGCCACGUAUUUCCCGUCGACCAAAUUCAGUUUCCUUUAGUAAUUAAGUCUGGUUUUCAACUUUUACCGUGCUCGGCACACUUUGCGCAUUUAAAUCUCCACUCGACAAACGCUGUGGGUGGCGUUCACAUAAACGCAUUUUGCCAAAGCUACAGCCUAAAGUGGUAAUAUGGUGGAACAUUUUUUUUUCUGUUGCGCCAGUCUAAACUUAUUUGAAAAUCCUGCUUGAGCCAGGCCUAAAAUGUGCGCUGUGUUAUUUUAUUUAUUUUUUCCCAUCAAUAUUUAUUUAACCCUGUCGAUACAGCCGUCUUUUUUUAACGUCGAUUCUGUGGGGGGCGGGGGGGUGGGGGGGUCAAUGACAGGGCAGAUUUUAGGCCAGGCUAUAGCUGUUACUGAAGCUCCAAGUGAUGUUGUUGACAACUAUUCCUCGAGCCCGAAUGGGCUAUUAACUCAGAGGCCAUGAGGGCGAGAGGAAUAUCUGUUUUAGUAAAAUCCAACUAGUUGACAAAAAUACCGAGACAAAACAACUUCAGCUAGUUAAAGCUAAACUUUAUCCCCUUUUUUUGCCGCCAAAAAGCCGGCGCUUUUCGCUACUAGUGGGCUAUAACAUAUAGCCUUGUAGUAGCUCAACCAAUCAGGCAUUGAUAAUAGACCACUAGUUGGAUUUUCCUAAUUAUAUUAUUUGUACUUAAGUUUUUGUAGGUGUACCCUAUUACGAGUGGGAGACGGCAAGUCCAAAUUACGCCUACAUGUGUACAUGAAUCAGACAAAAUUUGUCAGAAACAGUUCCCUAGUGUAUGAUCGCGUGACCUGUACUUUAAAGUGCAGAAAAAUUUAACUAAAAUACGAAAGCCCCAAAAGUCCCAACUUGUCUUGUCAUUACGUCAUGUUGUAGAAUAUCACGUGAUGGAACAAGGAGCCGUGGAAACUUGUCAUUGGUCACAUUGUGGGCACCAGUUCUCCCGUGAUGACGACAUAGGAGUGAGUAUUUCGUUUGACUUAGAAUACCGAGGGGUAGAGGUUGAGUCGUUUUUACUGAAUUACUGGGGGAGGGUAGAGGAGUAACACUGCUUGGUUCCAUACGACAGUUGUCCAAAUUAAAAUCCUAUAAAAAGAUAGAGAGGGAUACGUCCGCCUCGUUCCUAGAGAAAAUCCUGUAAUAAGAACGACCGAGAUCAGGUUUUAUGAGCCCGCAAGACUGAGAACCCCACCCAAACCCUUGUUUUCACUAAAACCGCUGGACGCCACAACCUGGUUGAGGUCGUUGUUAUCUAAGGUCUUCCGUUCACAGAGGGCCCUGGGAACGAGCUUGGAGAUUCGUAUAGGGCCUUUUCACUUGACGUCACUUCCGCCAUGUUGGUGUCCCAAACCAGUCCUUUGGGAGUUGAACUCUUUUCUCAUGUAAACGAUGUCUUUUGUCGCAAUAAAUUUGCAUACCUGCUGACCACGUGAGUGAAAACACUCCUUUGUAAAUGCUCUAUAAAUCCCUUGGGGUUUGAAGAGUGCUUUAACUAGAGGAGAGUGCAAGACUGCUGAAUAAAGUACCCGUAGGAGGAAAUGAUAGGCUACAGUUACCGUACACUUCUUUCUCUUUUGGUCGAGGGCAAUAACUGUGUGACAUUAAGAUUUGAUUGUUGUAAAACGUGUUUUCCGUUCAUAGUUCAGUUCACAUGAAUUGUUACAUUCACACCACGAUUCGCGUAGCCUGCGAAAACAGCCGUCUCCUUCCUCCUUUCUGCUGGGACGUUUUACCAGUUUAUUAAUACAGUUUGUCCUUUAUUAAUUUGGUUGUCAAAAACAUGGAAGGAGGUUAAGGGAGGAAAUAAACGGAAAAGGGAUGAGUAUCCUUCUUCAUCUAAAUAGAGGAGCCUUAUCAGAAAAGAGACUUGUUGUAAUAAAUAAUCUACUUACGCUCAAUUUGACUCACUCUGCUCCUUCCACCCUAAAAGUUUUUCUUUUUUACGCCACUACAGGCUGUCCUCAAGCACGUGUUAGGUCACGUGGUGACGAAAACAGCAAGGAAAUCUGCAGGCUAAUGACGGUUGUCGGUAUUUCACUUCUACUGAUGUAUUGUGAUUUACAGUAUGUUAAUAUUUUUGAAGGACAACGACAGUGCUGUGUGUAACACAAAAUGAAGGCUCUCUUUAGCUCGCUAGUGUAAUAACAAAAAAGAUUUUGCGUCAGCCAAGAAAAUGGUUAAAAGCCAAUCCUCGACUUUUACGCUUCGGUUGCUUUAUUGAUACGUCUUUCUUUUUAAUCGCACAUUGAAGAGCAACAGUUGUUAAUAAUGGCAAGUACUUCUGAAGUGUCUAAAUGUAAAUAAUUUGAAAAGAAAGCAAGUUGAAUUGGACUGAAGUUGUGUUCAUAUGUUUACCUGAACGUACUGCCCAUUCGCGGCUCGGUAAUCUCUUGAAAAGUGACUACGAUCCUUUUGGCCAGCACUUCUUCCGCUCGACUAAGUUGACCGUUGUCUAGUCGUUAAAAACAACUGAUUUAAAACUGAUUCGAGGCUUAUCAUAAAGGCGAAGUCAUGCUUUUGUACAUAAGAUACAUAGAAGAAUAUUAUAAACUAGAUAAUAACUGUCGACUGUUCAUUAUAGAUUUUCAAAUUAAGGUACAGACUUACUAUACAUGCAAAAUGUCUGAAGUACUACACAGAUCAGAUGCAGUUAGAAACCACCUCAUUCUGUUUGUUUUGAGACUAUUUUCCUUUCUAAUAAAAU